Molecule: messenger RNA, 825 nt
Organism: Peromyscus californicus insignis
Lineage: Eukaryota; Metazoa; Chordata; Mammalia; Rodentia; Cricetidae
Product: coiled-coil domain-containing protein 70-like
Exons: 1
Coding region: 1-825 (274 amino acids)
Source: RefSeq, a predicted model, not a curated record
AUGGAUGUCUCUCGAUCCAAACAAAUACAUAAAGGGAAAAUACUGCGAUUGUUUUCUUGUUUCUCCUGUACCCGAGAUCAAAGUAAAUUCAAGCAUAAAUCUCAUGAGGUGGAAGAAAACCUCUGUAGAGAAAAUAAGGCAUUGAGAGAUGAAAACAAGGCUCUGAGAAAAGACAACAAAUUCCUGUGGGGGGAAAACAAAGCCUUAGGAAGAGAAAAUAAAACAUUUCGGAUGGACAACCAAUUCAUCAGGGAGAGGAAUCAUAUACUAAGGCAGCAGAACCAGCUACUCCGGAAAGUGAAAAGGUUGAUUGUAGAGAAUCAAAAACUCUCUGGCGAAGAACUCAGUGCCUUGAACACAGAAAAAAAGUCCUACUGGCAACAGAAUCAAGCCAUGGAGGCUCAGAUCACAGCUCUCAGACAGCAAGAGAAAGCCUUCCAGCAUGAGGCUAAGGCUCUGCAUGAGGAGAUCAAAUCCCUGCAUGAGGAGACCAAGGCUCUCCAGCACCAGGAAAGGGCUCUCAGGAUGGAAGGGAAAGUCCUGAUGAGGGAAGGAGCGGCUGAGCUGCAGGAGGCCCUCACAAAGGAGGGAGCUGCUCUGGAGAUGGAGGAACAGGCUUUGUGGAAGGAAGAGCAGGCUCUUCGGGAGGAGAACAAGGCACUGAGAGAAGAGCAUGGGGCUCUGCAAGAUGAGGGAGUCGCCCUGCAGGAAGAGGCAAAGAUCCUGCAAGAAUGGAAUAAUAUUCUUCAGGGAAAGAUCACAAACAACCUCCCGGGGCAAACGCAGAAAAAUGACCCAGAGAAGAAGUGUGACCUAAGAACGUAA